AUUGCAAGUGCAAUUAAAGUAAUCAUCUAAUUCCAAAACUAUGAAAAUUAUAUCUCUCGGUUUGCAAUUGGCAUUCUUAUUUGCCGUAGUGGCUCAGAACAAUGCUGCCACAAUAAAGGUCAAGAGAUCUCCAUUGAACUUACUCGGUUCAGUUACUGGAAGUAGCGGAGGUUUAACUGGUGGUUUAACUGGAGGUUUAACUGGUGGUUUACUUGGAGGUUCUGGAGGCUUAACUGGAAGUUUGCCCGUGGUAGGUGGUCUACUUGGAGGUUCAAGUGGAGGUUUACUAGGAGGUCUAACUGGAGGCUCUGGUGGCUUAACUGGAAGUUUGCCUGUAGUAGGUGGUCUACUUGGGGGUUCUGGAGGCUUAACUGGAAGUUUGCCCGUAGUGGGCGGCCUACUUGGAGGAUCAGGUGGUGGUGAUCUAGUUGGCAGUGUAACUGGAGGUUUACCUGUAGUAGGUGGCCUACUUGGAGGUUCAGGUGGUGGUGAUCUACUUGGCAGUGUAACUGGAGGUUUGCCUUUAGUAGGAGGCCUACUUGGAGGUGCAGCUGGAGGUAACUUACUUGGUGGCUUGCCUGUACUAGGUGGUCUACUUGGAGGUACUGGUGGUCUUGAUUUAUCAAAUAUUGCCGGAAUUGUACCAAACCUAGUCGGAUCAGUAGUUGGAACUGUACUUAAUUUAGUCGCUAGCCUACCAGUUGCUGCUGUUAAUCUUAUUUCAAGUAUAUUUGGAAAUGUUGAUUUAAGUGGCAAUACGCCCAUUUCUGUUGUCCAUUUACUUGGAGAUUCAUUUGAAAAUUCACCCCUCGGAAGUGUACCUGGCUUAAGCGGACUCCAGUCAACUUUACUCGCUCAAGGCAAUGAUAUCGAUUCUACCAUGACAAAUGUAUAUAAUUUACAACAAAUAGUCGAUGGUCUACAAAAGAAGAUACAAGCAACAGCUGAUGGACCAGAAAAGGAUGCACUACAAGCUCAAUUGCAGCAAGUUCAAGGUGUUUUGCAGCAACAACAGGACCUCCUGACACAACAAUUGAAUGCCCUUAAAUCCCAAAUGGAUUUGGCCAACAAUGUAGCAGCUCAAUUUGCCCAAGCUGCAGACAUGGAAAAACACGUAGCAGACUUAAAAGCUCAGUUGAACUCAGCUGUAGGCGAUGCAAAGGCCCCAAUCCAGGCGGCCUUAAACACAGCACAGUCUGGUUUAGAUCAGAGAUAUAAUGAUGUAUUCAGUCAAUUGAAAUCGUUCAUUGAAAAUGGUAUUGAGAAUGUCAUUGGUGCUGUACAGGGAAAUGCUGCCAACUUACCGGGAGAUGUUACAAAUCAUGUAGUUGAAAACUUAAAUGGCAUAACCACAACAUUGAAUAGUGUUUUCGGCGAAGAUAUUCCCAAUAUAGGCGAGAUUAUACCAGAGCUAGAUGGUUUCAAGCCGGCUUUGAUUGCUUUAGCCCAAAAUAUACCCCCUCAAUUGGCUGAAGUAACUGAUUUAAUUAGUAAUAUAGCUACAUUAUCCCAGCAAUUGCCUUCGGCUACAGGCGAUGAACAAGCUGCUAUAUCCGCUGCACUGCAGCAAGCGGUUUCUAGCUUGGUCGAUAAAUUGAAAACUCUAACAGAAUCAUCUUCUGCUUUGAAAGUGUUCACUGAUUUGGCAAAAUUAAUUGCAGCUCGUUAUGCUGAAAUACAAACCUUACACCAACAACUGUCUUCGGCUCCCGCUGAUAUGCAGGCUCAACUUGCAGCUCAAUUGCAGCAAAAACAAAAUGAUUUAGCUGGUAUUGCCGGUCAAAUGCAAGGACUAAUUCAAACUGUUACUAAUAGCAAUGCAGCUGGUAGCAUUAAUGCUGAUACGAUUAACCACGUUGUUAGCGGAGGCUCAUCAUUGCUGAAUAUUGCUAAGGUUGGAUUUGAGACAGUUUUAGGUACGGUGGGUUCAGUUGUAGGUUUAGGAGCCGGUCUCUUAUCUUCUGUUGCCGGCUUGGCUGCCAACUUGCUUGGCAAUACAGCUGCUGCAGGCGUUAAUGCAGUAGGUGGUUUAUUAAGUGGUGUUACCAACGCUGCCUCAAACAUUCUAGGCGGCAACACUAACAUUCUGGGCAGCUUAGGUUCUGUAGGAACUGGUUUAGCUGGAAAUUUAUUAUCCGGUGGUUCGUCUGUAUUAAAUACUGCCACCAAUAUAGCUGCUGCUCCUGUCUCUGUUGUUAGCUCUGUAGCACAACCAGCUAUUUUAACCGGAGGUCUGUUUUAAAAUUUCUCACAGCUCUAAAACAUAACUUCAAUUUUCUUAAUUUGUAAAGCUCAAUUUAAAAUAUGCAUUUUUAAUCAUAAAGAUUAUUUGUAAUUUGUGUGUAAUAAUUAAUUUAAAUAAAUAUAACCGAUAUAACGACCUAUAAAGGUUUUGAAUGCAA
Messenger RNA from Lucilia sericata (common green bottle fly), 2402 nucleotides. RefSeq names its product keratin, type I cytoskeletal 10-like. The record is from RefSeq and is a predicted model, not a curated record. The transcript is spliced from 2 exons. Bases 41 to 2242 code for a protein of 733 amino acids. NCBI's taxonomy places the organism in Eukaryota, Metazoa, Arthropoda, Insecta, Diptera, Calliphoridae.